This is a messenger RNA of Chaetomium globosum CBS 148.51, 1395 nucleotides long. RefSeq lists its product as uncharacterized. The transcript has 3 exons. Lineage: Eukaryota; Fungi; Ascomycota; Sordariomycetes; Sordariales; Chaetomiaceae. Gene Ontology annotation, molecular function: histone binding; nucleosome binding. The coding region runs from base 1 to 1395 and encodes 464 amino acids. The record is from RefSeq and is a predicted model, not a curated record.
AUGGCCACACAACUUGAUGUCCAGACGCUGCGGUCCGUUUUCCAGUCCCGGCCGGACAUUUUGUCCAACAUCGAGAGGAAUGCCGAUACGCCCGCGCGUACCACUUUGUUCAACGAAAUUGCUAGUUUCGUGUACGAACGGCUCGGCUCGGCUGACCCCGAAGACGGGCCUGCGUCGAAGAGGAGGCGGAUUGAUAUCGCGCAACUACCAACACACCCGCAGCCGAAUGGGCAUGCACACGGGAGGGCGCCACCCGCCGGGUUGAGUGUCGAUGUCGCCGCCACCGACCCCGUGUUGCUCGAACUCCGGGACAUAUCGGUUACAGCACCUCAGCGCAAGAAGUACGACCUUUGCUUUACCAAGAAUUUCUUGUAUGCUCGGGCUUCGGGGACGUCGGUUCCGGUUCAGGGGGUCGUGUACCCAUUGAAGGACAUUGAACACGCGUUCUAUCUGCCAGUUCCCGACAAAUCCCAAGCACAGUACAACUACGUCCUUCUUCCGCGCGAUAGCUACCUCCCAACCGCAAAGCAGGCAGGUGCUAACUCCGGUGGCGGCCUGCAACCGCUGGAACCGCUGGUUUUUACGGUCCCGGCCGCGGCGCCGAAACCUGGAAGCGUCGUGGGCCCCUCAUCCGCAGCGGCCGAGGCUGUUUCAGACACAUACAGUAGCCUACUUCAUUGGGCUUUGACGACGUCGAUGCGUUCGGCCGGAAACCACUCCUGCCAGCUCGUCGCAUCGGACCCCAAGCUGUUCCAUAGCGUGGCGCGGCAGCCGCAUCGCCCAAACGAAAAAGCAGUACACGUGAAAGCUUUUCGCGGCAGCAAGGACGGAUUCCUUUUCUUUCUCCCCACCGGUAUUCUGUGGGGCUUCAAGAAGCCCAUCUUGUUCCUUCCGUUGGACCGCAUUGUAGCCGUUAGCUACACCAACGUCCUCCGGACAACCUUCAACAUUGUAGUGGAGCUCGACACCGACAUCCCGGGUGAGGCCAAUAUCGCCAUCGAGAAGGAGAUCGAGUUCGGUAUGAUCGACCAAGAGGACUAUGGUGGGAUUGACGAGACAUACGUCCGCCGUCACGGCCUUGCCGACCGUAGUAUGGCGGAGCAACGUAAGGCUAAGAGGGAGUUGGUUGAGAACAUCAAAAAGCCCGCUGCCGGCGAUGAGCUGGCCGGAGGAGAAGGCGACGCGGAUGGGCUUACGGCACUGGAGCGGGCCCAACGCGAGGCGGAGCAGCAGCUACAGGACGAGGAGGAUGAAAUGGAGGAGGACUACGACCCGGGAAGCGAGGGCGAUAGCGAGGGCGAAGGUGGAUCAAGUGGGGAGGACGAUGACGACGACGAAGCCCAGGGCGAUUAUGACGAUGAGGAGGAUGACGAGGCAGAGGGCUUGGAAAACUAA